Messenger RNA from Corylus avellana, 5058 nucleotides. The record is from RefSeq and is a predicted model, not a curated record. NCBI's taxonomy places the organism in Eukaryota, Viridiplantae, Streptophyta, Magnoliopsida, Fagales, Betulaceae.
UUCAGCUGCAAAGAAGAAAACGAUGGCAGAUGUGGUGGCAGGAGCGCUUCUCUCUGUUGUCUUCGAUGAUUUAUUUAAAAAAAUGAAUCUGGAGGUGCUUGACUUCUUCCGGGGACGAAAAGUCAGAGAGGGGCCCGUAAGAAAGAUGAAGAUACUGUUGCUGUCUGUGAUUGCGGUUCUCGAGGACGCCGAGGAAAAGGAACUCACGAAGCCUGCUUUGAAACGGUGGCUUGAUGAGCUGAAAGAUGCUGUUUUUGAUGCGGAAGACAUCUUGGAUGUGAUUGAUACAGAAAUCCGGACACGCAAUUUGGCUGCUGAAUCUCAAACUACUGCAACAAAGGUACGGAACUCUGUUCUGCGUAAUCGUUUUGCCAAGGAGAUACAACCGAGGAUGGAAGGGGUUAUUGAGCGAUUAGAAUAUCUUGCAAAACAAAAGGAUGUCUUAGGUUUAACAGAAGGCCUUGGAGGGAAAUCAACAGAAAGAUUGCCCACGGCUUCUUUGGUUGAAGAAUCUGGUAUUUUUGGUAGGGAUCAUGAUAAAGAGAGAGUUAUUAACCUUUUGCUCUCGUAUGACGGAAGAGGCGGUGAGAUGUGUGUGAUUGCAGUAGUGGGUAUGGGGGGAAUUGGCAAGACAACGCUUGCUCAGCUUGUCUACAACGACCAGAGGGUGAAGGAGCAUUUUGAUCUUGAGGCAUGGGUGUGUGUUUCACAGGAAUUUGACGUGUUCAGGGUGACGAAAACAUUUCUAGAGGCAGUAACUUCGUCAACAUGUGAUAUUAAGGAUCUGAAUCGGCUUCAAGUUACACUCAAGGAGAAGUUGAUGGGGAAAAAAUUCCUACUUGUUUUAGACGAUGUAUGGAAUAAGAAUUAUGUUGAUUGGGAGGUCUUAAGAAAACCCUUUAAAUUUGGGGAACAAGGAAGCAGUGUGAUUGUAACCACACGUGAUAAUGAUGUUGCAUCCGUUGUACGCUCUAGUGGGACUCAUUCUCUGAGAAGGCUGCCAGAAGAUGAUUGCUGGUCGGUAUUUGCAAACCAUGCAUUUCACAAUGGUAACACACGUCCAGAGCUAGAGGCAGUGGGCAGACAGAUUGUGAAAAAGUGCGAGGGCCUACCUUUAGCCGCCAAAACAAUUGGGGCUCUAUUGUGGUCGAAAUUGGAGGUUGAUGAAUGGGACAAGAUACUGAACAGUGAAAUAUGGGAUUUACCAAUUGGCGAGACACACAUUCUUCCAUCUUUAAGGUUAAGCUACAAAUAUCUACCCUCACAUCUAAAGCGAUGCUUUGCUUAUUGUUCAAUAUUUCCAAAGGGUUAUGCUUUUCAAAAAGAUCGUUUAGUCUUACUGUGGAUGGCUGAAGGUUUCCUGCAAGAGCCAAAUAACAAAACAAUGGAAGAAGUUGGUAAUGAUUACUUCCUUGAUCUUGUAUCAAGAUCAUUCUUUCAACAAUCAAGUGGUGAUAAAUCAUGUUUUGUAAUGCACGACCUUGUCAACGACUUAGCAAAGUUUGUUUCUGGACAAUUUAUCUUUAGGCUAGAAGAUGCCUGUUUUGAUGGAAUUUUGAACAAGACUCGGCACUUGUCGUAUUUCAGAACAAGAUUUGAUAACUUUAAGAAGUUUGAGGCUCUUUUUGAGGUUAAGCGGUUGCGCACCUUCUUGCCAUUAGAAUUCUCCAUAUUGGACAACAAUUUAUCUAAAAAGGUACCGGAUGUUCUAUUGCCGAAGCUAAGAUGUUUACGGGUACUUUCUUUGUCUCAUUAUGAAAAUUUGGCUAAGUUGCCUGAUUCAAUUGGCAAAAUUAAGCAACUACAUUAUUUGGACAUUUCCUUUACUGCAGUUAAAAGGUUACCUGAUUCCUUGUGUAAGUUGAUCAAUUUGCAAACACUCAACUUGUCAUGGUGUAACAAUCUAGUUGGAUUGCCUAGGGAUAUGCGAAAACUCAUUAAACUACGUCAUCUUGAUAUUACUAGAACUGACAUAAUGGAGAUGCCGAUACAAUUGGGCAGCUUAAGAAGUCUGCAAACGUUGACAAAAUUUAUUAUCGGCAGCCGUAAUGGCUCUUCCAUUGGAGAGUUGGGAAAACUUACAAAUCUUCGAGGAAAGAUUGCUAUUUUGAACCUUCAAAAUGUUGUCUCUUCUACAGAUGCCGCAGAUGCAGGCUUGAAGGACAAGAAGCACAUUGAGGAGUUGGUGUUGGAAUGGAAAGCUGGUACUGUUGUUUUAGAAAGUCAAAGAACUAUACUUGACAGUCUCCAGCCUCAUUCGAAUUUGAAAAUUCUCUCUAUCAACAACUAUGGUGGUCAAAGUUUUCCAGAUUGGGUAGGGCACGAUUCAUUCUUUAAUAUGGUAUCUCUUCAUCUAAUUAAGUGUAAGUUUUGUUGCAGCCUGCCAUCGCUUGGACAACUACCCUCUUUGCAGAACCUCUCUAUUGUUGAGUUUGAUGGAGUUGUUAGAGUGGGUCCUGAAUUUUAUGGUAGUGGUUCGUCUUCAAUUAGGCCAUUUAAAGCAUUGAAAGUUCUAAGGUUCGAGUUGAUGUUGAAGUGGGAGGAAUGGUUUACCUUGGGUGCUGAAAAUGAAGGUGAAGCUUUUCCUCUCCUCCAAGAGCUUUAUAUUCAUGAUUGUCCCAAGCUAACAAGAAGGUUGCCCAUCCAUCUUCCUUCUUUAGCCAAACUUGAGAUCACAGAAUGUCCACUAUUGGUGUCUUCACUCCCAAUGUUUCCUGCUAUAUGUCAAUUGAAUCUAACACGUUGUAAUGGGGUUUUGUUAAAGGAAUUGCCAACUAGAAUACAGGUUCUUAAAGUUGGAGGAUUUGAUGCACUAGAUUCCCAAGUCAACAUAAUGAUGGGGCCCAGUAAUACUUCUCUUCAAGAGUUAGAAGUUAGUGAUUGUUCUUCGAUUGUGUCCCUUUCCAAGGGUGAUCUAGUAUCUACAUUAAAAUCCCUUGUCAUUAGGAAUUGUGGGAUUUUAGAGCUCCCAAUGUACCCGAUCUUUUCAACCCUUAAAAAAUUAUACUUAUUUGAUAUUGAUGGUUCUCUCAAGUCCGUCCCAUUAGACUUAUUUCCAAAGCUUUGUGACAUCUAUAUCUUUGGGUGUAGGAAUUUGGAAUCCUUGACAGUUUCUGAAGAACAUAGACAUGAUUUAAUGACAUUGCAAAUACAAAUCAUAAAUUGCCCUUGUUUUGUAUCUUUUCCACAAGGUGGAUUGCGUGCCCCCAACCUUGCAUUGCUUUGGGUUUGGAAUUGUGGAAGUUUGAGGUCAUUACCAGAUAAUAUGCACAUUUUCCUCUCAUCUCUUGAGGAUUUGCAAAUAGUUGACUGUGCAAAAGUUGAGUCGUUUCCUGAAGGGGGUUUGCCUUCUAAUCUAAAAUCAGUUUCCAUUGUUGAUUGUGACAACCUCGUUGCCAGACGAAUGGAAUGGGGUUUGCAAAAGCUCCCCUUUCUUAAAAGUUUGUUUAUUUGUGGCGAAAAGGGAGAUGCAAAGUCCUUUCCGGAGGUGGGAUUGCUGCCCACCAAUCUGACUUCUCUUCAAAUAAUGAAUUUUCCAAAUAUGAAAUUCUUGGAUAAGAAGGGGGUUCAACACCUCACCUCUCUGAAAGAAUUGCGGAUCUAUAACUGUUGUAUGCUCAAGUACAUGCCAGAAGAGGGGUUGCCUAACUCCGUUUCUGUUUUACUUAUGAACAAUUGUCCUUUGCUAAAGAAACAACUUCACAAGAAAAAAGGAAAAGAAUGGCUCAAGAUUGCUCAUGUCCACCUAAUAAUGAUUGAUGAUGAAUUGAUUGAAUGAGCUAAAUGUCUAGCAAGAAUCUCCACUCAGAAUUUAGAAGAUCUAAGAGCUAGCUCGAUUAUGACUACACAAAGCAACACGUCCGUUUCCAAAGAUUGAUCAAAAGCUCCUUGGUUAAUUUUUAUGGGUUCUUCCUUACUAGGUGGAUCCAAACUGUUUUGUGAAAGUUCUAGUGCCUGACGAAUGACUCUCGAUGUGACAAGUGGUCCUGCUGUCAGAAAGUGCCACACCUAAGAGGUUCAAACAUCAUGCUUACAGACUUGGAAAACUAUUUUCAAUUUAUUAUGAUUAUAGCAGAUAUUGGAGUGGCCUUCCUGCCGUGGUCUCAGAUGUCAAAUUUUUGUUGUACCAACAAAUAUAAUAUAUUUAGCAGGAAGUUCAAUCAAUACAAAGGGAGACGGCUAGGGAGGAACUUAGUAGGAGGUUUCACACAAGAACCCUACAGAUUCAAUGGUAAUUUUAAAAAUUAACGAGAAGAGAGAGACUGAAGGAUAAUCCAUGGGCUUACAAAUCCAAAAGCAUAAAUGCAUUUGUAGUAUGGAGCUCUGAAUACAACAAACAGUGAGCAAUGAGUUGGGAUACAGACACUUUUGGGCUCAAGUUGGUGCAACAGAAGGUGUGGGCCUAGCAUCUUCUCGUAUCUUUUCAUACAGCUGCAACCCAUGAAUUCACACAAGCAUACGAUCUCAUUAAGUCAACAGCUAGAGUACUACAGGGAGUAUCAGCUUAGGGUGCUGGAAAUUGCAGGGAGAUCAAAUGCUUCAACAAUAAUAUCUGCUGCAAUCUACUUUCUUAGUGCUGGGAACAGUGACUUUCUUCAAAACUAUUACGUUGAUCCUCUUCUUCAAGUCGCCUAUUCUUUUGAUCGCUUCUCAAACAUUCUUGUGCAAUCCUAUACAAAUUUCAUUCAGGGCCUAUAUGCAUUGGGAGGGAGGAUGUCUUGGCUAUGGAAGACUUUCUCUGCCAUGGAGGACUCUGCAUCUGCAGAGUUCUCUACAUUGGGGAUACUGCUACAUCUUCAUAUUGUUUCUUAUGAACUUUAGGUAAUCAAACUUGUCACUAAUGAUAGUUCAAAGAUAAUGUUAUUUAGUAAAAUGUUAUACAACUGCCAUACAAUUUGAUGAUGUGAUAGUGACUCUUACAAAAAAUCCUAAGUAGUUGUCUAGAAGCUUACUAAAUAUCAUUACUCUAGUUCAAAAUGGAUGCAGAUAUUUUCCUGGUAAUGGAAAUGAUUAGCACACUGACCUCUUCAGUGUUGAAUGGGUCAAAUUGUAAGAUCC